CGCUCUCACUUCCUUGAGAGUUAAGAUGGCGGACCGGCGGCGACGGAGACGGCGCGCCUCUCAGGACAGUGAGGAGGAGGACGAGUCCGCCUCGGGCUCCGAGAGCGGGAGAUCCCUCUCGGCCGGCCGGAAGCCUCGCGGAAGAGAUCCCGAGCCGGUUGAAUCGCCAGCGGAGCGCGUCGGAGCCAAAAUCGGCGAUGAGUCGGAGUGUGAAAGUGAAGAUGGCGUUGGUGAAGCAGUCUUAUCAGACUAUGACAGCGCUGAUCUGGAGGAGAAUGGAUCGCACACGGAGGGAGGAGAGGAAGAGGAGGAGGCAGAGCAUUUCAGUGAUGAAGAGGCCUCACGUCCUGCCGCAGAACCGAAGCCCGCUGCAGAUGCCCCGACAGAAGAGCUUGGUGAAGAGGAGGAGAGAGAUGGAGGGGACAAGGAAGUUAAAGAUGAUGAGAAGGGGAAUCUAGCUGGGGAGCGCCAGAGUGGGGACGGACAGGCCAAAACUGAAGUUGAGACCUCUACAUGUUUACAGGAAAGCACCGAGGACCCUGAGAAUAAAUCAGGCAGCAAAGGCCAGAAGCUGGACGAUGAUGAGGACAGGAAGAAUCCAGCCUACAUCCCCCGAAAAGGCCUUUUCUUUGAGCACGACGUGAGAGGCCAGGCUACAGAGGAGGAGAGGCCUAAAGGCAGGCACAGGAAGUUGUGGAAGGACGAGGGCCGUUGGGAUCACGACAAGUUCCGUGAAGAGGAGCAGGCGCCAAAAUCACGCGAAGAGCUAAUUGCUUUUUAUGGUUAUGACAUCCGCAAUGGCACUGGGUCGAGUGAUGGACGAUCGUACCGCUCCCGAAAACCCAGCAGACAUGCUGGUUCACCCAGUCGGGAGCCUAGGCGCCAUCGUGAAGGUGAGAAGUCAGUGCGUACAACAUGGCAGGCGCCUCCACCUGGCCAUCGCAACACCCCUCAGUCUGUUACCCUGCAGUCAGGCCCACCUCCUGGUCCCGCUGCAGCACCCAAACCCUUCGGCCGACCCUCGACCCAGCCCCCACAUCGCAGCUUCCAAAGUAGUCGAGCCCUGUCAGCCCCCCACAGGACAGAAGGGCAGAGACACUUGAAGCCCAGUCUAGAUGGCCCACCACCUCGAGGAGUGCGGCCACAGCCUGUAGAGGGUGAGAGGGGCCUGCGGCUCAGGGGCCGUGGUUCACAUGCUGUUCACGCUGACCGUAGCCCAGCCACGGUGGUGGAGGACAUCCGCAGUGAGGAAGAAGAGGAGGAGGGUGAGAUUCCAACAGCGACAACUACAUAUACCGCUCACCACUACAGGACAGCGAGAGAGAGGGUUCCAUCACCACGCAAACAAGAGUCUGGCCCAGCGAUGGAAGGGGGCAGUGCAGCCAGUCAGGUGCGAGAAUCGUCUCCUCAAGAGAGGCCGGUGGAAAAGAAAUCAUACUCUCUUGCACGGAGGGCGACGCGAACGCGACCGUCUGAUCUCGCUAAGCAAGCGUCGUUAGAUGACUCCUCACCUGCGGUCCAGCAAACCCCGGCGGCAGCAAAGAGUGAGUCGUGGCAAGAGCAGAGUGAUGCUGGAACGCAAGGUGGACUGACAGGGCUCGACCAGGACCUGGCCCGACUCAGCCUGGCUGGACAGAACUGGGCCCAAAGCCCUCCCUCCUACUUGCAGGCUGAGAUGAGAGGCAUCCGUAGCUCAAUGCACAUGGCAGGAGGGCCUCCACAGUAUGGAAACAUGGAGGAUAUUGGUGUUGGUGGUGGCCGGGCUAAGCGGUAUUCAUCACAGCGCCAGAGGCCAGUUCCCGAGCCUGCACCCAUGCACAUAGGAGUCAUGGAGGGCCAUUUUUAUGAACCCAUGUCUUUCCAGGGACCAAUCUACACACACGGCGACAGUCCAGCGGCCCUGCCCCCUCAAGGCAUGCUUGUUCAGCCUGAGAUGCACCUGCCACACCCCACCCAUCCCGGACACCCAGGUUUACACCCGCACCAGUCAGGAGGGCCCUUGCCCAAUCCGGCUCUUUACGCCGCUCCACCCGUUUCUAUGUCACCUGGGCAACCGCCUCCACAGCAGCUGCUACCCCCACCCUUCUACCCCCCGCCAGGUGUAAUGACCUUUGGGAACACCAACUACCCGUACCCUGCCGGAGCUACGCUACCUCCAAUGUACCCCAAUCCCCAGGCACAGGCACAGGUCUACGGUGGUGUGACGUACUACGACACAGUACAGCAGCAAGCUCAGCCCAAACGCUCCCCGCCCCGACGUUCCUCUCAUCCCGUUACAGUCAGACCUCCCCCUCCUGAGGACCAGAGCAGAAAUCCCGCUGAGGAGAUUCGCUCCUAGCUGACAGAGGGCGAGGAGGCCACGUGUCAGGACCCAGCACCGCUUUUGUGUUCACUGUCUUCAUGCAAGGUUCUGUUUGCAGGUUGUUCCUAUCUGUUGUAUUUCUAUUCAUAACCAGUGAAGUGUUUUACCAUUAUCUGCUGUUCAGCUAGGAAUUAAAUGUGCAGUCUUAAACAGCGAAAUGUAUUUUUCACUAAGCAGCUCCUGUAUCUCUGAUGUCUCUACUAACAGACGAGAAUUGAAAUUGUUUGAGGCUUCUGGACUUUUGAAUUGAGUUUUUUAAAUCUCCUUUUACUCUGUUGGGCAAAUAAAUGUUUUUAUUGAAAAGGAGAAAAGCACUAAGACGAACUUGAGUAUGUGAAAAGAUGGACCUGCAUUUUUUUUUUUUUUAUUAUUCUAGACUAACGGUCUCCUGUUUCAAAGGUUAGAUGCUUAGAAUGGAGCAAUGAAGCCAGCAGACGGCUGUCAUACAUGGUAAUGACCUUCAAAUGCACAAAUCGAAGACCUUUUUGGGUCACAUUAAGGCCCUUUUUGCAUGCUUUUUUCCCGUUUAAGAGCGCUGUACCUUUCUGACUGCUUAACCUGCCGUGAUGGUGCUAGUCCCAUUUCAGACUGGGGCUGAACCCCUCAAAUCCCGCUGUCCCUUGUAUCUUUUGACAUUGUGAACCGUUAACCUUGCUAGAUACUGACCUACUUGACAGUGUAACUUGCUUGAGUAGCUUUCUAUUGUAAGUGUACAUAUUAAAGUAUAUUGAAGCCAGUGGUUUAACGAAUAAUACUAAGAACUAGUCAUUUAUGAAAUGCUGUCAAUAUGAACAAAGUCAGCAGGGAAAUCUAGCCUAGGCCUCUCUUUCAUUGUGAAUUUAAUUUCUAUAACUUGCAAUUAUUCAAUGUUUUUCUUUUUAUAAAUAGUUAUGGUUGCAAUUGUUUUCUUUCAGGCACACUGUACAGGCAUGCAUGGUUUUAUAGAUCUAUUUCAUUGUGAAAGCAAUUCUAGAUGGCAGCUUCGGCUGUGAGCUGUUAUUCUUUGCCCCACUGUGGGAGUGCUAUGGAUGCAUCUUUUUCAAUUGUUCCCUUUAUGAUCGUUUCCGUCUGGAAAAAAAUCUAACAGUAUAACUGAGAUGUUGUCGUUCCCAGCGUUGUUUAGACAUGGCUCAUAAAGACCAUUAGAAGAUGUUGUAUUACUUUCUAUGCCUUAAAGAGUUGAUUGGUUUGACACAUCUGUUUUUGUUUGAUUAGACCUGACAACACUGUGAGGGCUUGUAUGUUUCAUAGUUGUUUGAAUAAUAUUAAAAGCAUUUCAUUUUAUUUUGAGGAGUAAUGUCAGGAGAUGAAAUUAAACAAGAACUGA
This is a messenger RNA of Sinocyclocheilus anshuiensis, 3689 nucleotides long. Its product is annotated as protein CASC3. The record is from RefSeq and is a predicted model, not a curated record. Bases 26 to 2338 code for a protein of 770 amino acids. The transcript has 14 exons. Gene Ontology annotation, molecular function: mRNA binding. Gene Ontology annotation, biological process: mRNA processing. Gene Ontology annotation, cellular component: exon-exon junction complex. Lineage: Eukaryota; Metazoa; Chordata; Actinopteri; Cypriniformes; Cyprinidae.